CUUGAAUUUGCCCUGUGCCCUGGAGCUUCCUAGUGAGAACUAGCUUGGGACCAGGAGAAGACCCCAGAUUUUGGGGGCAGCAAGGGCAGCAAGCGGCAACAUGGAAUCCUUCUCCUUCAGUGGGGAUUUAUCCAAGUUCCUCUUCUUGUACAACUACACCUAUGACUACAGCACAGCCAUGCCCGACACUGCUAUCUCCUCUGCCCCGUGCCGGCCUGACACCUCCGUUCUCAACAAGUACCUGGUGGUGGUGAUCUACUGCCUCGUCUUCAUCCUCAGCGUGGUGGGGAAUGGGCUGGUGGUGCUGGUGGUGAACUCCAGCCACACCAGCCGCUCUGUCACCGACGUCUACCUGCUCAACCUGGCUGUGGCAGACCUGCUCUUUGCCUUCAGCCUGCCCCUCUGGGCUGCCUAUCGAGCACAUGAGUGGGUCUUUGGCACUGUGAUGUGCAAAGCGAUCUCUGUGUUGCAGGAGGCCAACUUCUACAGCGGCAUCCUGCUGCUGGCCUGCAUUAGUGUGGACCGCUACCUGGCCAUUGUCUAUGCCACCCGGGCCGCCACCGAGAAGAGGCACUGGGUGAAGUUUGUUUGCUUGGGCAUCUGGGUCUUCUCUGUGCUGCUUUCAUUGCCUGUGCUGCUCUUCCGUGAAGCUUUCACUUCUCCCAGCAAUGGCACUGUGUGCUACGAGAGCAUCGGCAACGAGGACACGACCAAGUGGCGCGUGGUGCUGCGGGUCCUGCCGCAGACCUUUGGCUUUGCCCUGCCCCUCUUGGUGAUGCUCUUCUGCUACGGUGUCACCAUCCACACCCUCCUGCAGACCAAGAAUGCACAGAAGCAGCGGGCCAUGAAGGUCAUCUUUGCCGUGGUGCUGGUCUUCCUCAUCUGCUGGCUGCCUUACAACAUCACGCUGGUGAGCGACACUCUCAUGAGGACAAAGGCCAUCACCGAGACCUGCGAGCGGAGGAAUCGCAUUGACACAGCCCUCUCCGUCACACAGGUCCUGGGCUUCUCCCACAGCUGCAUUAACCCCAUUAUCUACGCCUUUAUCGGGCAGAAGUUUCGCAACAGCUUCCUCAAGAUCUUGGCACAGCGUGGGCUCAUCAGCAAGGACACUGUGGCUCGCUACGGCCGUGCCUCCUAUGCCUCCACCUCUGGCAACACCUCCACCACCCUCUGAGCCCUGCUGGGGCCCGAACCUCAUGGCUCCCAGCAGGUCCCAGCACCUCACACCCACCAGCAUUCUUGGCCAGCCCCCAGGAUGCAGGUGGCAAUGCCAUGGGGAUGGGCAGGGCCACCACUGGAUGCUGGACCCUGGCUGGAAAGGGGCUUGUGCAGUGAGCCGGUACAACCCCAUUGCCAGGGGAGUGAUGCCAAAU
Molecule: messenger RNA, 1376 nt
Organism: Melopsittacus undulatus (budgerigar)
Lineage: Eukaryota; Metazoa; Chordata; Aves; Psittaciformes; Psittaculidae
Product: C-X-C chemokine receptor type 2-like
Exons: 2
Coding region: 101-1177 (358 amino acids)
Biological process (GO): immune response; G protein-coupled receptor signaling pathway; calcium-mediated signaling
Cellular component (GO): external side of plasma membrane; membrane
Molecular function (GO): C-C chemokine binding; C-X-C chemokine receptor activity; C-C chemokine receptor activity
Source: RefSeq, a predicted model, not a curated record